Messenger RNA from Trichoderma harzianum CBS 226.95, 513 nucleotides. RefSeq lists its product as hypothetical. NCBI's taxonomy places the organism in Eukaryota, Fungi, Ascomycota, Sordariomycetes, Hypocreales, Hypocreaceae. The coding region runs from base 1 to 513 and encodes 170 amino acids. Gene Ontology annotation, molecular function: RNA binding. The transcript has 2 exons. The record is from RefSeq and is a predicted model, not a curated record.
AUGGCACCCCGCGACGCGCAAUUUGAGGCCCGAAUCGAGCUCUACAGGAGAGAGCGACGUCUCCUCGUCGCUAAAAACAUCUAUUGGGAAGCAACCCGAGCUGAGUUUGAGACCGCUGUCCGGGCUAAGCUCACCAUGGGUGAUACCGUCAGCUUCGUCUGGCCUCGUCAGACCGACUGGAGGUUUAGACGCAAUACGAAGCGUCACCGGGGCUAUGCGUUUAUUGUGUUCAACACCAGACCAGAUGCCCAGCGGGCUGUCAGAGAACUCCGGCCAUUCGAUUUCUGCGGUCGUCGGGUCAGGAUUGAAAUCGCAGGCAGGGAAGCUUUUGUCUCGGGUCCUGAAUACGCACAAGUAACUCCAGCUCCCGCCACCGCUGCCUCCACCGCCGCCGCCGUUGCCACUACUCCUGCUCCCGCUCCCGCUGCUGCUGCUACAGCUGCUACUCCUCCGGCCGCCACGAACCGCACCCCCUCUGACUCUAACGAAGAGCCUCGCACGUCCUGGUGGUGA